UUAUUUAAAAGUCGAACUGCGCGUUGUUCGCUUAUCGUUUUGGUCUUCGCAUUGUUUACAUGCCGACAGCUGAUUUUGACGGCGAAGACCGUGUUUGUGCAAGCGAAUAAACCGAAAUGAACAUGAUUUCGGUGACAGAAGUCGUUAAAAGUGUUGGACCAAAACUGGUACCAUUCUUCAAAACCACUGCCAUUUAUUUUGUUAUGUUUAUAUCGACUGAAAAGCCGUCAAUUUUCAGCACCGUUAUUAAGUGUCUACCGAUUUGGAGUCUUAUGCUCUUUGUGUUACUUCACGGCCUUUCCCUUGGCGACCAACAUAAAUAUUCGAGAAGAAUUCUGAUCGGCCUCCUCUUCUGCAGCAUCGGGGAUGCCUGUCUUAUUUGGCCCGGCUAUUUCGAACCGGGGAUGUUAUCAUUUGCUGUUGGACACGUUUAUUAUGUUUUGGCAUUCGGAUUUAGGCCCCUCAAUAUGAAAAUCGGAGCAUUUUUGUGCGUUUUGGCAGCUAUAAGUUUGGCGCUUUUGAUUCCCGGUUUGGAGGGCGUUUUGAAAGUAGGAGUACCAAUUUAUACCAUGAUAAUUACAGUGAUGGUUUGGAGGGGCAUAGCAAGGGCGCAAUUUUUGGAAAACGAGUGGACUUUUAGCAGUAUUUGCAGUUGCCUUGGAGCAAUAUUAUUCGCUCUUUCUGAUCUCAUUUUGGGUUUGGAUAUGUUCAGUUCUAAAGUAGAGCAUUCCCAGGCUUUGGUGAUGUCGACAUAUUACGCAGCCCAAUUGGGGAUCGCACUGAGUGUAGUCGAUUCGAAAUCUUCCAAUUAAACCUACUUUAAUUACUGUACUGCUACGCUUAUAUUUCUAAUUAGUAGAAAUAUGCGGUUCAUAUUUGGCUCAACAGAUACUCUCUAGUCUGGUUCUUAUGAUUUUAUUACAUAUUUACUACUGUUAGUUUUAUUUAGUAUUUUAGUGAAAAAACAUUUGCGAUAUAUUAAAGUAUAUUGUGCCAAUGAACAACUGAUUGAACUUCUGCCUAUUUAGAAUUUAAAUAAUGUUAAUAAGAGAAAAUAAUCGUCUUCCUGUUUCCACAUUAUAAUGAAUCAAAAUGUUACAAAAAUUGAUUCGUUGUUAGACUGCACGUUUAGAGACUGUGAUCAAUAGGUAUUUAGAAAUGAACUGAUGUGUUAAAUUCAGAUAAAAUAUAAACUGUAAAAG
Molecule: messenger RNA, 1202 nt
Organism: Aethina tumida (small hive beetle)
Lineage: Eukaryota; Metazoa; Arthropoda; Insecta; Coleoptera; Nitidulidae
Product: lysoplasmalogenase-like protein TMEM86A
Exons: 6
Coding region: 117-812 (231 amino acids)
Cellular component (GO): membrane
Source: RefSeq, a predicted model, not a curated record